Mercenaria mercenaria is the source of this 6177-nucleotide messenger RNA. RefSeq lists its product as uncharacterized. The record is from RefSeq and is a predicted model, not a curated record. NCBI's taxonomy places the organism in Eukaryota, Metazoa, Mollusca, Bivalvia, Venerida, Veneridae. The transcript has 23 exons. Gene Ontology annotation, biological process: regulation of telomere maintenance. Gene Ontology annotation, cellular component: nucleus. The coding region runs from base 110 to 4855 and encodes 1581 amino acids.
UAAGCGUCUGGUAACAGAGAAUACACGCCGCCAUUGUUGUUGAUUUUUUUUCCAUUAAAAAUAGUUUUUACACCGAAUUACUGUUUUAAAAUUGCCAUAAACUUACAAAAUGUUCCCAGGAUGGCAACCUAUGCAACAAGCUUUCAUUCAGCCGCAAUAUCAAAUGAUACCCAUGCAGCCGCAGCAAGGAUGGAUGCCCCCCGGAAUGCCCAUGCAACCUAUGAUGGGUGGGGUACCUCCAGGUCAGAUGCCUGCACAGUUGCCACCGCCACCGGGAGAAGAAAAUCCACCAUUACCACCAGAGCCUCCACCUGAUGAUGGAUCUGAAGAUACUGAAUUGAAGCCCAAAGAUCCACUAGAAGAGAGAAAGUUACAGAACUUGAAGAAUCAAGCUGCUCAAUGGCAACAGAAUUUACAGAUGCAACAACAGUGGGGACCACCUGGUGCUCCAAUGAUGGGAUUUCAGACUCCAUUAGAUUUAAUCAAGAAAGAGGAAGAAGACUUCAAUGCACAGUAUGAGCAGUGGAGAAAACAGUACGACGACUGGAGGGAACAAAAUAAGUCUCAUCCAAACAAGGAUCAGUAUAAUCAGUAUUUACAACAGUGGCAGACAUACGAGAAGCAGAUGGAAGAGAAGAAGGCAGAUAUACAGAGAAGAAAGGAAGAAGCAAAAAAACAGAUGAAAGAACAAGAGAAAGCUGCAGCUAAAGGGCAACCGUUUCCGAAUGCUCCACCUCCGGGAAUGAUGGGUAUGGGGCCUGGACCUCGAUUUGGUGGACCACCACCUCCUGGUCCACCACCAUUUGGUGGUCCCCCACCCCAUGGACCACCAGGAAUGGGACCUAGACAUCCAAUGGGGCCGCCCCCUGGAUCUAUGCCACCCCCUGGAUCUAUGCCGCCCCCUGGAUCUAUGCCACCCCGUGGACCUAUGCCACCUGGAGCUCCUAGGGGACCAUUUACAGGUCCUGGAGUUCCAGGCCCAGUCAGUGGUGCACCCCCAACCUCUGGGCCUCCAGGAGGGCCACAUAUGUCUGGACCGAGGGGACCACUUGGUCCUGAUCAACAAACACCGCCUGAAGAUUCUGGCCCUCCUGGUCCGAGACCUCCCAGUGACAAUAUGGGCAGGGGAAGAGGUCAGUUUAUGGGAGGAAGAGGCAGGGGAGGAGGAGGAAUGAAUGAUUUUGGACCUGGAGCAAAUAGUGGCAGGCCAGAUCAUCAAGAACAAAAUGAUAAAAUGGAAAUAGAAAAUGAUGUAACUGAUGUAUGUGAAGAGACAGUUCAUAGAUUAUUCGAAGAUUUAAUGAAUUCAGAUAAUCCGAGAGUGAAUAAGAUGAUGCUGAAGCAGAUUAAUGAUGAUGGUAAAGACAUGCUUAUAAAGCUAGAACUUGCUGCAAAAGUAUUUAUAAAGAAUUAUGUCAGUAUGAAUCCAGCUCAGCUGAAUAAAAUGGUAAAAGUUAUAAAUAACAUUGGUGACGAGUCAGUGAUGUUGAAAAAAAUGGGUGGUGUGUCACCAGCAAUUUUAAAUCGUAUGAAAAACGAAAUACUAGAUGAAAUGAGACGCUUUGGUAUAUCAGUUCCCGAUGUCGGUCCAGUUGGGCGAGGAAGACCAAUGCCAAUGGGCAUAAAUGAACCUGAUGUUGGUAGGGGUAGGGGUGGACCUCAGAGGGGUGGAAUGCAGUUUUCUAGGGGUAGGGGUCGAGGUAAUUUCCAAGGAAACAGAUUUGGCGGAACUAAUGAUUUUGAGGAUGAGGGAAGUGACCUAGACAUGGGAGGUGGUCAGUUUGGUAAUGAUGGUUCAAAUAAGCCUCCAGGACCAGACAAAAAAGGUCCUGUUUCAUUGUUUGACUUAGAAUUCAGUGAACCUCCUGCAAUGAAAAAGUUGGGGAAAGUUAACGAGAAAAAUAAUCAAGGACAAUUUAACAAAACGGAGGAAACAGAAGGAUCUCCGGGCUUUGGUCAGGGUCAACAGCCCACCAGUGCAAUGGGGAGAGGUGGCCGAGGAAUGGGUCCGAGAGGACCUCGGCCAUUACUGGGUCAACAAAUGAUGAGGCCUGGGAUGCCUCCACCAGGAUUCAUGGGGAACAUGGGACCAAGGGGUAACAUGGGGCCUCAUGGUAUGAUGGGCCCUAUGGGAGGAAUGAGACAUCCGUCACAAAUGGGAAUGGGUCCGCCUAAUCAACCAGAAGUGUUCCAGGGUGAAGUUUUCGAUUCUCCUCCAGAAGAAGAGAAACCAGUUGUUACAUCAACACCACAGUCAUCAUUAUCAUCAUCAGUCACAUCAUCAUCAUCUACAACAGAUACAGCGACAACGUCAUCAACAACUACGACCUCAUCUGCCACAUCAGCACAAGUCAAACAGGAACCCAAAGUUGAAAUAGAUAAAAAGCAAGAAAAUAAACCCAAAGAUAGUGGAACUAAAGAGAUAAAGUCUUUACUUGACAUAAAAACAACAGAGUUCAGAAAAGAAUUUAAACCAGAAAUUAAGGAAGAAGUUAAACAAGACAAUUUCCAAAGUCAGCCAACAAGUCAAGAUAGUAAAUUUCACGCCAGGAGGCCUGAACCUCCACCUCGAAAACCAGACUUUCAAGGGCAAGGGGGACAAUUUGAACAACAAAAUGAACAGAAUACACAAAACGUACCUGGUGGGCCCCGGUUUCCUAACUUCCAGAAUCAGAAACUGCAAGACAAACAGCAAGAAAGGGAUAGGAACCAAAGGGGCCAGUGGGGAAGAGAACAAAAUCAUAGCCAGGAAAGAGAAGAAGAAUUUAAUAGAGGAUUCGAUAGAGGGCGUGGUAGAGGACGUGGCAGGGGUUUUGACCAAAAUAGGGGAUUCAAUAGAGAUCAAAAUGAUGGCAAUAGAUUUGGUCGAGAUAGAAGUAUUGAAAGAGGCAGAAAUGAUCCCUGGGGACAGCAACAGCAGUUUAAUGAACAAGAUCAGUAUGGUGAUCAGGAGCAGUUUGAAGAACAAGGCCAGUUCGGAGGUCAAGAAAAGUUCAAGGGUCAUGGGCAGUUUGGAGGUCAAGAGCAGUUUGAAGAUCAAGGUCAGUUCGAAGAUCAAGGUCAAUUUGAAGGACAAGGGGAGUAUGAGCAAUUGGAAAAUGCUGAAUAUGAAGAGAACCCUGAAGGUCCAUUUUAUCAGGAGGAUCCAAACUUUCAACCAGAAGCUGAGGUACCAUUUCAAGAUCAAGGAGAGGAGCAAGGCUUUGGGCAUGAUCAGUUUAAUGCUGGAGACCGGUUUAGAGAGGAAAGAAUACCCCCACCUCUAGAUGACAGAUUCAGGGACGAGGACAGAGGUAGAGGUAGAGGUCUGUAUGGUCGAGAUGAUCCAGCACUUAGAAGGGAUGACCCCUAUUCCAGGUAUCCCUAUAGAGAUCCUUACAUGGAUCGACAUGACCCCUAUUGGGAUAGAAGAGACCCAUAUGCUAGACCUGAUCCAUACAGAGAUCCAUAUGACCCAUAUGCUAGAAGACCUUACGAUGACCCAUACAGGCGUGGUUAUGAUGAACGCUUCGAUCCGUACAGCAGAGGUCCACCUCCCCCUGACCCUGCCGAGAGAGGUCUGUUUAAACCAGCAGAGACUAUAGACUAUGGUCACAAACCUACAAAUCAAGACAGAGAGGAAGAUCAAGGCUACCAGGCUCCAGCUGUGAUAGACUAUGCACAUGGUCAGUCGUCAGACAGUAAUUUCCCUCCCAGAGGAGUACCACCUACUUCAUCAUCAGAUAAUUAUAGCCAAAGAGCCCCGCCUCCUAUGGACAGGAAAUUUCCAUCUCCGUUCAUCAGUAGAAAUCCUCCAGGUCCCCCUCCUGGACCCCCACCAGGGCCUCCACCACCUAGACCAGAACCAAAAAUUGAGGUUGUUAAGGUUGAAGACAUAUUGUGUCUACCUGGCCGAUCAAGCAGGCCACAGCAAAUUGUUGUUAUUGUAAGGGGUUUGCCAGGCUCCGGUAAAACUUACGUCAGUAAACUUAUAAAGGACAAAGAGGUAUCAAAUGGUGGCAGUGCUCCCAGAAUGUUGUGCCUGGAUGAUUACUUCAUGAUAGAAGUUGACAGAAUUGAGAAGGAUCCUGAGACAGGAAAACGUGUGAAGAAGAAGGUUCUGGAGUAUGAAUAUGAAGCGGAGAUGGAAAGUGCAUAUAGACAGAAUAUGCUGAAGAGCUUUAAGAAGACAAUAGAUGAUGGGUUCUUUCCGUUUAUUAUUGUGGAUGCUGUCUUUGAUCGAAUCAAACACUUUGAAGAGUUCUGGAGCUAUGCAAAAUCCAAGGGCUUCCAGGUAUAUGUUGUUGAGCUACAGUGUGAUGCGGCCGUCUGCUCAAAGAGAAAUACUCAUAAACGUACACAAAGAGAGAUUGAAAAGCUACAGAACAAAUGGGAAGAUACUCCAGGACACUACAUAAAGUUGGAUAUCAGAUCUUUGCUGCAGGAAGAUUCUAUUACAGAGGUUGAAAUGGAGGAUAUGGAGAGUGGAUCAGGAGCUGCUGCACCCAAGAAGCCCAGUACAGAGGAGGAGGAGGAGGUAGAGGCUGUGCCAUUCAAGAAAAGUAAAUGGGAGUUAGAUUUAUCAGAAGGAAAUUUAGACAAACUGGAUGGUUUGAAACAUGACAAGAAAAAGCACCCGCACAUGUCUUCAAAAGCCUCGAUGGAAGAUCUCUUGCAGGUGGCUGAUGAAUACUUUGCUAGACAGAUGAGGGAGCCUGGAAAGAAAAGGGUGAGAUGGGCUGAUUUAGAGGAGCAGAAGGAGUCGGCAUAUCGUCGAGAUGUUGGCUUUGUUGUUGGUCAGACCCAGCAGGACUGGCAACGAAUGACAGAUCCACACUAUGCUGAGAGGCAGCUGAACAGAACAAAAUAUUUCUGAAUGUUUGCAAGUCGACGUUUGUAAGAUUACUUACUGUGUGAAAGAUGAAAUUGUGUGUAACAUGUGGAGCAGAAUUACCAAAGACAGUGCAGGGUCUGCUGUUUUCGGGCUUAAAGGACAAUACUUAUGUUAUGGAUGGGACGGGAUGAGAGAAUAUCAAGAAGUCUUCGGGCUCUCUUAUGCCUACUUAAAGGAAUUUUAUAUGUGUAAUAAUUCCAUUUUUGACAUAAAGUGGUCUCUCUGAUAUUUCAAUAGUUAUAAACAUUGCCAUUUAUUUUAUAUAUUUUGAAAAUCAAGUUUACUAUAACUUGUAUCUAGCCAUUUUCCAACUGAUUUCAAGAGAGGUAGUAUUUCAUAUUACUUUCAGAUCUGAGUGAGAAUGAUAUGUUUCACCGAAUGUGUUUUAUAGAUUUUAUGUAAAUGCAUAUGUGACAGUAUUUUCCAUCAAAGAAUGUGUAUAAAUAAAUUGCUGUUAUAUAUAAAUAUUACUUUGUAAUGGGUAUUUAGAAAUCUAAAAUAAGGGUUAUAAGAUCAAACUGUAGUAUUUCAAGAUUGUAUACUUUCAGUGGUGGCAUAUCAUGAUUUUUUUUUUUUUGCGUCACUAGAUUUCUUCAAAUGAGCAGAUGAUUUAUAUAUCGCCAUCUUUUGCCAUUUUUAUCUGCCUAAGAGGAGGCACUGGAAUACUUUAAUAGUUUAUUUACUUUUUCAUAGAUUUUAUGACUGUUGAAUAUUUUUAAAGAGAAAGAGUAAACUGGUCAAAAUACACUUACCAAAUUUUUUCACAUGACCGCUUGAUUGUCAUUAAGAUUGAAUAUUUGUAAAUAUAUGCUAUGAAUUCUGUGUUUACAUGAAAUUUCAACAUUAACUCUUCUUGCACAAGUGACAAGGGUCAUACUUCCAGUAUCAAAAAAGAAACCACCAUAUUAGAUCGGAUUGGAUGAAUAAUGAUCAAUGAAUCGCAAAAUAUUUACAUACAGUUUGAAAGAAUGAAAUAUUUACCAUAAAUAGAUGUUGCAUUUUUACUAAACAAUUAAUUUCUGAAACGAAAGGACUUUUAAACUUUUGGAUGUAAAACUAGAGGUUCUUUCAUACAUCAAAAAUACUAAUAAAAAUGGAAUCACAAUUUCAGAAUGGAUAAAUAAGAAUAAAUUUGGAAUAUUAGCAUAACUAGUUCCUGUAUUUUAUUGAUUUCAGACCAUUUGUUUAAAGAUCAUGAAAAAAAAAUGAGUGAACAUAAAGGGAAAACUUUUGAAUAAUCGUUUUAAUCAUGUAUGCGAAAUUGUAGAUGUUGUGCUGUAGUUGAAUAAAAGUGUAGUGUUGUU